Messenger RNA from Pipistrellus nathusii (Nathusius's pipistrelle), 1362 nucleotides. Lineage: Eukaryota; Metazoa; Chordata; Mammalia; Chiroptera; Vespertilionidae. The record is from the annotation of a GenBank genome assembly.
AUGGACCCGCUGCCCGCGGCGGCAGUCCCGGCAGCGGCUGAGGUGGAGGCGGACGAGGAGGCGGAUCUCCCGGCGGCAGGCCUGCCCCCGCCCCCGGCCAGCGAACCCAGAGACCCGGACCCCAGGCGGAUGCAGGUGCCGCCGGGCAACCCGCUGCUGCUGUCGCACACGCUGCCGGAGCUGCUGGCCCGCGACGCCGUGCAGGUGGAGCUCAUCCCCGAGAAGAAGGGCCUCUUCCUCAAGCAUGUGGAGUACGAGGUGUCCAGCCAGCGCUUCCGGGCCUCCGUGUACAGACGGUACAAUGACUUCGUGGUCUUCCACGCGCUGCUGCUGCAGAAGUUCCCCUACAGAAUGGUGCCUGCCCUGCCGCCCAAGAGGAUGCUGGGAGCGGACAGGGAGUUCAUCGAGGCGCGGAGGAGGGCGCUGAAGCGCUUCAUCAACCUGGUGGCCCGGCACCCCCCCUUCUCCGAGGACGAGGUGCUCAGGCUGUUCCUGUCCUUCAGCGGCCCCGACGUGCAGAGCAAGCUGAAGGAGUCCGCGCAGUGUGUGGGAGAUGAGUUCCUCAACUGCAAGCUGGCGACGCGGGCCAAGGACUUCCUGCCCGCGGACAUCCAGACGCAGUUCGCCGUCAGCCGGGAGCUGGUGCGGAGCGUCUACAACAGCUUCCACAAGCUGCGCGACCGGGCGGAGCGCAUGGCGGCCAGGGCCAUCGACAACGCCGCCGACCUGCUUAUCUUCGGGAGGGAGCUGAGUGCUUUAGGGUCUGACACGACCCCGCUCCCCUCCUGGGCCGCGCUGAGCAGCAGCACGUGGGGGGCCCUGAAGCAGGCGCUGAAGGGCCUGUCCGUGGAGUUCGCUGUGCUCGCAGACAAGGCUGCGCAGCAGGGCAAACAGGAGGAGGACACUGUGGUGGAGAAGCUGAACCUCUUCCUGGACCUGCUCCAGGCCUACAAGGACCUGUGUGAGCGGCACGAGAAGGGCGUGCUGCACAAGCACCAGCGGGCCCUGCACAAGUACAGCCUCAUGAAGCGGCAGAUGAGCGCCGCCGUGCACAGCCACGAGCCCGAGUCCGUGGAGCAGCUGGAGUCGCGCAUCAUGGAGCAGGAGAACGCCAUCCAGACGAUGGAGCUGCGGAACCACUUCUCGCUGUUCUGCCUGCACCAGGAGACGCAGCUGGUCCACGCCUACCUGCCGCUCACCUCCCACAUCCUGGGGGCCUUUGUCAGCUCCCAGAUCCAGGGUCACAAGGAGAUGAGUAAGGUGUGGAACGACCUGAAGCCCAAGCUGCACUGCCUGUUCUCGGGACCUGCCAGCGCCCUGACCCCGCCUCGGUCCCCGCGGGAUGGCCUGUCUCCUCACUAG